UCUGGCAAGAAUGUGAUGACGUCAUAUGUCAACACACACACUAACACGUGUUGUCAGCUGGUCGCCAGUUUUGGCCUGAAGGUGACCUGGGAAGGGUUUCAAACAUCUAUCAAGAUAAACAAGUUUCUGGCUUCAGGGCCCUUAGUAAAACUAACUGAGAUGCUGAACCAGAUUUGUAAAUGCACUCAAUUUAUAUUAAGGAAUGGCACACAAUCUUUGUGCAGUGCCCAGAACUUCAACCUAAGUCGUCUUUCUACCAAGAUCAUUAACUACAAAAUCACAAGGGCCAUGUCUCAGUCAAAGGUUGUAGUAGAGGCUGCAGAAAAGAAUAAAGAGCCCAUCUUAAAAGUGUUGGAAGACGUCAUACCAGAGAAGCUUGGCGCAGGCUCUCCUCCGUUAUCGGCAUUGGAAGUUGCCUCUGGAAGUGGUCAGCAUGUGGUUUAUUUUGCCAACAAAUUUAAGAACAUAACAUGGCAGCCGUCUGAUAUGGAUGAAAAGUAUAUUGAAAGCAUUAAGGAAUAUAUUGCCGAUGAAAAGUUGGAAAAUGUAAAGAAUCCAUUAGCAAUUGAUGUAACAAAGCCGAUCAGUGAAUGGCCGGGAGCUUUUGCUGAGAAGUCUCUGGACUUGAUUAUGAACAUCAAUAUGGUCCAUAUCACACCCUGGGUGUGCACUGAAGGCUUGUUUGCUUCUGCGGGAAAGCUGCUUAAAACCAGUGGCAUUAUGAUUACUUAUGGACCUUAUGCCAUACAUGGAGAGAUUACUCCUGAGAGCAAUGUUUCUUUUAAUGCUUCUUUGAAGAAACAAAAUGAAGCAUGGGGUCUUAGAGAUGUUGAUGAUCUGGAAAAGGAAGCCAAGAAGAAUGGCAUGACAUUUGAUGCCAUGUUCAACAUGCCAGCUAACAACAAGAUCCUUGUGUGGCUAAAAAUUUAAUAGACAAACUAGGGUACUGCAUUUUAUCCACCUUGAAGAGUAUUAAUGCAAUGGUCUCUUUAAUUCUUAGUAACUUCCAUGCAAUUGAGGACCAAGGCAUUUUUUAAAUGUGACUCAAUAACUUUGAAAAACUUAAUUUCUAAUGUGGCCACAUAGCUUUUGCUGCAAGUCAUGUUUGAGAACAAUAUAUAGUAAAAUAUGCCUAUAAUGAUUGGUAAACUUGACUAAUAUUUAAACAAUAGUGUACAUAUUUUUGUUAAAUUGACUGUAACUGUAAUGAGAAUUCAUUGCUAAAAAUUGAUUUUAUUUUUUGAGCAUGUUUUACUAUCAUUGUUUUAGCCUAAUAAGCAUUGUUUUUCUUAAAAUUACAGUACUCCAUAUAUAUACAUACAGUAUACCAAAGAAUAUUUUUUGCCUAAACCAAUAUACAAUACUUGUAAAACCAUUUCCAUGUUCAAACUGGUUAAUAUGCUUUUACAAUGGGGUAAUUGAAUUCCAUCUCCACUAUGCACUUCAGAUUUUCCUGAUAAUCCUGGAAAGAAGACUGUAUGAGGGAUUUAAUGACCUGUUCGGUGAAAUUGGAUAAGCCUUGGGUUAAGAGUUGGAAUUCGCUCAUGGGAAGUGGAGCUUCUAUGAAGUAGUAUUAAUUUUCAUUGAGCAACAUGUGUUCAUAUAGUUUAUAUUUUUGCACAGGAAUGUACUUCUCAUCAAUAUUUUAAUGUUACGGGGUAUGUAGGUGUGAAAAUAACAUAUUUCUAAUUCUUGAAGGUUUAUUCUGGCAUUGGUGCCUUAAUGUUUUAAUUGGUGCUUUAUCAGGGAAAUAAAUAUAUAGCCAUAGGACACAUUUGGAAAAUGGGUUUAUAUAUAUAUAUAUAUAUAUAUAUAUAUAUAUAUAUAUAUAUACA
Messenger RNA from Procambarus clarkii (red swamp crayfish), 1835 nucleotides. NCBI's taxonomy places the organism in Eukaryota, Metazoa, Arthropoda, Malacostraca, Decapoda, Cambaridae. The record is from RefSeq and is a predicted model, not a curated record.